This is a messenger RNA of Bombyx mori (domestic silkworm), 3738 nucleotides long. RefSeq lists its product as uncharacterized. The transcript is spliced from 7 exons. The record is from RefSeq and is a predicted model, not a curated record. Gene Ontology annotation, biological process: neurotrophin TRK receptor signaling pathway; negative regulation of protein kinase activity; negative regulation of TOR signaling. Lineage: Eukaryota; Metazoa; Arthropoda; Insecta; Lepidoptera; Bombycidae. The coding region runs from base 146 to 1270 and encodes 374 amino acids. Gene Ontology annotation, cellular component: cytoplasm.
AAUAAAUUAAAAACAGGUAUUACACACACAAACAAAGUAAAAAUAUAAUUAUCUACCUACGCAUUUAUCCACUGAAAGUUGAUUAAUUUUAUUUGCUGAAUUCAAGAGUGUUAUUGUAUUUUUGUCUCAUCAAUAUUCACACACAAUGGUUCUCUUUGUUUGUAAAUGUCUUAAUGUUUCGUUAGAAAGUGAUAAAGUAGAAGAUAAUGUUGAUCGUGAAAAAUUGGAGCUUACAUCUAGCGAACAAAGGGAUAUUUUUUUCAGUGAGAAACUCUUAUCGUCUCCUGCCAACAUAUUAAAAACUCAAAUAGAACAUCAAAUUUUAGUUGGUACUAGUGUGGUGGGACGUUGGACUCUACAUACUUGCCUGGCCUGUGGAAUGACUGUGUAUGCUCUAUUGCAGGACAAUAGAGGAUCAUCUAUUGUAUUAAUUAACAAACAAAUGCAAACAACCCAUGAACAAGUAAACUCCCUUAAGAAAUCAAAUAAUUAUUCACCAGUCUUUAAUAUUUUGGUGCCAGAGUUAUCUAGUGAUAUUGAAAUGAAGGAGAAUAUGGAUACAAAUAAUUUUAUACUUAAUAAUAAGAAAAAUUGGCCAUUAAAUAACCAAGUCAUUGGUACUCUUAGUAAACAGCUUAAUCAAAGGCUCGAAUCACAGCUAGAGGCCAUCGAAGAUACUGUGAGACAGUUUCGAGAACAAAAGUACUCUGAAUUUGAAGCUUAUAAAGAAAGAGCUCAGAGGGAUCAUAAAACAUUGGCAAGCAUAAUCAAUAAAGCACGAAGUGACAGUGAAUGUGAAUGGAGAGUUGACACAAGCCUCGAUAAUGGCCCUCCUUCACCGCAACUACCUCCAUUGCAGAGAAGAAGACUAUCAUCUUUCAAAGAUGUCAAAAAAGCUCAGAAUAUUUUUAAGCCAAACAGAAACCCACCUCAAGAAGAUGACUCCUUGGAUAAUGAAGUUCUUUUUUAUUUGGAAGAUACGGAUUCGCGACACAACAUACCAUCAGAUCAAGAUGAUUAUGAGACUGAUGAAGAGAGCGCCGGCGAGGGCGUGCAGAUAACUCGGCCCCGCGGCGGAGGCGUUCCCGAGAUCGCUCGCUCUCUGCCCAUGAACAUGCCCAAGUUCCCCAAUGACAGAGCGGCACAAGAACAGGAUUACGCUGACGAUGAGGAGCCUCACGACAUAGCGGCCAGCAUGAAGGCGUUGGCGCGGUCGGUGCACGGCGACGCGUUCGAGCUGCCGCGGCCGCGCUUCUCCACGCAGAUAUAGCCGCGCCCCGCGACGCGAGGACUGUGUGCUUAGUGCGAGUCUCUUAACGUUCUCGAUAGCGUAAAAGUUAACCCAAUGCAGUUGGAACAGCGCCCCUAGCGGCAAACGUAGGCAAUCCAUACACAAAUAUGAGCUAACUUUUACGCUAUCGAGAACGUUAGAAAACUCGCACUAAGCACGCUGAACGCAAUCAUUUAACUAACUCUUCUCUUGUGACGUCAUUGAAAAAAAUCACAUUUCAUUUUACCUAAACAGAUCACUUUCGCUGGACGGCUCGCAUCGGAGCCGGUCAUAGUUAGACUCCCCGCGCUCUAGGCAGCCAGACGAAUAUAUGGCGUUGUAUAGGAGCCCGCGCACAUAAGCAGCCCGGAACUCUUGGCUGCGACAGCCAAUAAAACGCGCCUGUUGCACGGCAGCCAGAGCGAGUAGUUGACGGAUGUAUGUGGCUGCUGUCAGUCCCCGCGCACUUGCUUUAGCAGCCAAUGCAUAUUCGUCUUGCCAAAUGUUGGUUAUAUGACACAGCAUGCUUGUACAAUCUUUUGUAUUUAAAAAAAACCGGUCUGGGUAUGUGUAUCUUGAAAAUGUUUAAAGAAUAAGCCUUUUGAAUGCCUUUCUGGAAAAAGAGGAUGAAUCCAGUGUAUUUUCCUUUGCUUUGUGUUUUUUACGAGAUAAAGUCCAAAUCGCUCGACGAAAAGAUCGUAAAUUGGCGUCGAUGGGCUGCUAUAACUGGCUGCUCAAAUAUUUCGGUUGCCGCAGCCAGGCCGCCUAGUGCGCGGGGAGUCUUAAUAAUGAUAAGGUAUAAAUAAUAAUGAUGUACUCGUAAUAUUGGCGUACAAUUCUGUUCGAAGCGAAACGUUACUUGUAAGUUUGAGUCCUUUAUUCAUAUACACGUGUUAUAAAUUAGGCAUCUCAUCGAGUUGUGCAUGUGACGGUGUGCUGUGUGUUUGAGUUUUACAGUUUGGACACUUCCCACACAUUGGUGCUUAUAAAAUGUGAUCACGGUGGCCCUAACAAGAGUACAGUAGACAAUAGUUCAAAGACAGCUAUCAAGCUAAUUUUAGUUAUAUACGGGGCUGAUUCGUUCACCGACACGACAACGAUAUAUCGCGCCGAUACACACUCACCGAUAUUAAGGACUAAAAUUCUUUAUAGGGAACUAUGACAAUGACAUUAUCACUGACGGACUGAUCAUAUCGAUAAAAUAAAUUUUGAUAUUCGUCGCCGACAACCUGUCUGUGAAUCUAUAUCGGAUCCGAUAAAUCGUUGAUGUUGAUAAAUAAGCUCUUGAACGUAAACCUUGUAACGUUAAAUUAUAAUAAGAAAGAGGCUAUACAAUUACAAUGCGUAUUUACUCUGAGCAGUCCGUGAAGUGUCAGGAUAAAAUUAAUACGAUUAAUUGUUACAUUAAAAUUUGACUGAUUUGUAUGAAUUUUACUUAAUUAUAUUGAAUGAAAUACUUUAAUAUAACAUAUACGUUGAGUAUGCACAUUAUAGAUGACCAUCCAUUUUUAUACAAAUAUUGCCCUAGAUUUAGCUCCGAACGUUCCUAUAUAGAGAGCAUCGGAUGAUGUCGGUGUAAAAUGUCAAUUAAAACAUUUUUUUCUUUUCUUCAGUUGCAAUUUUUUUUUUUAAAUUAUAUAUAGUUAACCAAUGCCAUAAAUUUAAUAUUAUUAUGUGCUGUUCAAUACUGCUGGGAUGGUGCUGAGUGCGUGGAAAUAUUUGAAUCGGAAACAAUUUGUUAAUUCUGUGUAAAUAAUAUUCUAAAAAUGACAUACUUAUUAUACAACAUAAUUACAAUUGUUUUUAACAACUAAGUCAUAUUAUCUCUGUUUAUAGGCUACUUUAAACUGGUGUUAUCUUAAUGAUAAGCGAAAAAGUGUACAAAAAUAUGAAUACUGCAUUUCUAACUAGUCUUUUAGGGUCACGAAUUAAUUGACAUCCUUAUUUUUUUUUUAUUUGAUAAUUUAUGUAGACUAUACGAUCGGAUUAUCAUGAAAAGCAAAAUCAUAUUAAUGUGUACAUAGUUUGUAACGUUUGUUAUUGCUUUCGACGAAGACGAAUAGAGUUUUUGGAGAACAUUUAUUUUUAUAUCCAGUUUAUUCAGAAUGUUUAUGUGAUUGGAUAAAGAUCGGUCAGGAGCAGCGCGCGGAAGUUGUGGUUCGUUCAUUGUUUUACGUAUUUUCAAUUUAUUAUUACUAUAUAAGUGUAGUAGUUUAUAGAUUACUUUUUGUGACGGAUAUUUUUUCUGUAGUCAAACAGGAAUCUGUAAUUUUCAGUGUCUUCCAACACUGUUCUUGUACAAGAAGGGUGUACCAGUUUGUCAUGUGAUUUAAAUCUUUUCAGUUAGUUGUUAAAUUUAGUUUGAAAUUAUUAAUUUUGUUUAAAUUGGUGUGACGAUAUUGAAAUGGACUUGAAUGUAUUGAUUACUGAACAUGUCAUAAAUUUUAAAUAUAGAGAUUGAAAAUUUA